AUGACCAAAAAGCGAGUUCAAAACUUUACCUUACCUGGUACAAGCAGCCAGGAAUCAACAUUCUCUGACCCAUCUGAGGCAAAGUUUCCUUUUCGUUUCGUAACUGACAAGCGUGCUUGUGCAGCUACAGAUUUCCCUGAUUCUAGUGUGCCCGCCCCUAAUAGCCAGCCGCCAACAUGUAAUCAUAGCACAUACUCUUACCGACUUUACGACAGCGAUGCUAGUUCAGUUUUACCAAUGGAUGUACCCAUGCCAUCGCCGGAUGUGGAUACUAAUGAUUGCUACAAGCAUUUACCCUCUGAAUGGACCGAUGAACAGAAAACACGACAACUGUUGAUUUGGCUCAUGGAAAGAGAGGCUAAUAUAGAGUCUUCACCGGAAACACAUGUAACUGCAGAGGCAAAAAGAGCUCGAUUGGUUGCCAACAAAUUGAAGCAAAAAAUUAUUAAAGACAUGAAGGAAGGAAAGGUUGAUGUUUCAUGUUACAAUAGACCUGACAAUAUAGAGGAAGUAGAAGAGAAAGAGAACCCUCUCAAUGUAGCCAAUGCAGAGAUGCUAGAAGCAUUGUCCAACGCAAAUGAAAACCUUUCUAAUGAAAUUGAGGACUGGAAGAGCACAACUGGAAAUAUAUAUCAAGUUCAUGCUGAAGCAAUCGAUGCUAUUCCAACGGAGACAGCUAUCAUCCACGAAAGUGUCGAUGUAGACUUUAUACUGCAACAUCUCCAUGAGGAGCAGCGACAAUUCUACAAGGAUUAUUGCGCCACAGAAGAGACAUAUACAAUAGAAACCCCUGAGAUGAUUGAUCCGGGCAUUACUCACAUUAGACAGCAGUUAAAUACGAUAAAUCAAUUUCAAUUACAAGCCGGGAAAGUUUUUGGUAAGCAAGAGUCAAAGCUCGCAAAGAAAAUGCACGAGAGAACACAAUACAUACCAGAAGGCAAACAUUACAGUAGAGUGCAGUAUCUGGAGACUGUUUUGAAGCAUGUUCUUACUGAAACACCUCGAUACAAUAAUAUGACAAACCAUUAG
Messenger RNA from Mucor velutinosus, 1029 nucleotides. RefSeq lists its product as uncharacterized. The record is from RefSeq and is a predicted model, not a curated record. Gene Ontology annotation, biological process: mitotic sister chromatid segregation; cell division. The coding region runs from base 1 to 1029 and encodes 342 amino acids. NCBI's taxonomy places the organism in Eukaryota, Fungi, Mucoromycota, Mucoromycetes, Mucorales, Mucoraceae. Gene Ontology annotation, cellular component: MIS12/MIND type complex. The transcript has 6 exons.